UUAUUUUGAGGGAGCCAGCACUGCUAAUCAAAGAAUUGAAUAUUGGUGAGGUUUUCUUCCAAGACAAUGCAUGGAGUUCUGGAUAUCCCUGUUUGCAGACCUCAGAGACAGCAGACUCUUUGAUGGUGGAAUUCUGGACAAAAACCUCCUUCAGUUUUGCUGCAUAAGACUCAUCCAGGAUGAAUUGGAUGACACUGCACAGGUUUGGGAUGCACACACAAUCAGACCAUCAAGAAACGUGAAUGUCCCCACUGAUCAGCCCAAUGUGAUGUAUGCAUUGCUUGUACUGUACCAGACAAGAGACUUCCUUUCCCCUGUUGAAGAUGAACAUGUUCAACUGUGCAAACAUGAGUUUGUCUUUCGGCUGACUAUACCAUGGAGUUUCACAAUUACACAAAUGUCUGCAAUAUCUCACUGCUGCAUUUUACCCUGAAUCUGAAUGCAUGUAUACUUGAUACUUGAACUGUCUUGCCUCUGGAUCCAUAAAUAAUUGAUCACAAAAAGAUAUGUUAUCAACUAUUAAAAGACUCAAAUACUACCUGGCUGAUGUCACCCUUUGUGACCACAAGUGAUGGUGUGUGCUUAAGGACCAUUACCAAGCCACCAUAACCUCUCUUCUCUACACACCCCGUAACCCCCUGGCCCUCCAAAUUGCCACUGGUUAGGCCAGGAAACGCUACGGCCCCAGGCUGAUGCAACAAACCGUGCAUGCAGUCCACCACCUCCUACAGACUCCACCACAGCGGACCAGAACCACCUCCGACAUUGCCCCCCCACCACAGCACCGAAGCAGAAACAACCUGGACCUUACCCUCCCCAUCAUCCCUGAAGAAGAAAUUAAUUUCCCCACCCUACCACCACCCCAGGCCCCCCAGAGACUUUCCAUAUACCGGAGCACCAGCUCAACCACUGCUCCACCUGAAAACACUCCGUCCACUCCAACCACACGCUACCAGCCAAACCUCGUCCAGAGAACCCCUACCUACACCACCCAACAGCCAUCAAGGACCCCUCCUGACCGACACAUGACAGACUUCUUCCCACCAAGCAGCAAACCACUCCAGAAGCAAGCCAAACGAACAGGACCCAUCAUACCCCUACAUCUGUCAAACCAACAAACCACUCAGCAGCCCACCUUCGAAUCCCAGAAGACGCCCACCAAGCAGCCUUCUACAAUUGUACCAGAACCCAACCACAGCAAUACAGCACCGGCCACUUCCACCCCGUUGCCCCAGAGGACUAAGAAAGUCACCUGGGGCCCCACACCCAUCAGAACUGCAACCCGGACCACAGCCCUCGCCCCCGCCCCACCCAUAUAUCCCAUACUCCACCUCGCCCCACCAACAACCUCCCAUUUCAAGCCAAUGACCGUAGAGCCCCCCCUCACCGAUGCCCCCACUGUCACAAAACGCACCCUAGUGUAAGUGAAGGCCCAGAUCCAUGCCCCCAACCCACCAGACAAGAAACCCACCCAUACCCAGGAACUCCUCUCAAUCUCACUGAAUAGCACGACUAAUGUUUCAACCAUGAUCUCUGACAACAUUUCUCCCUUCUCCUCACAGGCAGAUGAUGCUGGCGUCCCGGACCAAUCGGCAGUGCAGCUGACCCCACCUCCCCCAAAAUAUACACAUGUGGAUCGGGCAACAAUGACAACAGGGUCCGUUAAAGUCAAUCACGACCAAAACGCCCCUGCUGAGCCCUCCACUCAACCACCCAGUGGGGUUGCACUGCCCGCCGAGGAAGUCUUGGACGCUGGCCCAUCUGCCUCCCCAGUCCCCCCAUGACAGCAUCCCCCCCAUCAUCGCCUCCCCCUCCCCCCAUCCCAUCUCAGUACUAACACCGGCCCUAGCCUCCUGCCCACCCAUGGCCUCCAGCUCACUACUGGAUCACCCCACUUUCUCCUUCACUUCCGCCCCAACUGACUCACUAUCCCUACACAGACCCAAUUAUUUUAUUGCACGCCCCCAACAGAAAAAUCCAGGAUUGGUUCUUCAAACCCAGAAGGCCAAUCCUGGUACUUGGGGACUCCAACAUUAACCGGAUCCCUGCCCACACCAACC
Solea solea (common sole) is the source of this 2060-nucleotide messenger RNA. RefSeq names its product mucin-2-like. Lineage: Eukaryota; Metazoa; Chordata; Actinopteri; Pleuronectiformes; Soleidae. Bases 693 to 1424 code for a protein of 243 amino acids. The transcript is spliced from 2 exons. The record is from RefSeq and is a predicted model, not a curated record.